Messenger RNA from Fonsecaea nubica, 1329 nucleotides. RefSeq lists its product as hypothetical. Bases 1 to 1329 code for a protein of 442 amino acids. The transcript is spliced from 2 exons. The record is from RefSeq and is a predicted model, not a curated record. NCBI's taxonomy places the organism in Eukaryota, Fungi, Ascomycota, Eurotiomycetes, Chaetothyriales, Herpotrichiellaceae.
AUGGGGAAGAAAUCCAACAGAUUCUUGAACUUCACCACACCUCCACCGCUGUCCAGGCACCCAUGGAUCUAUGUGAAUGAUCCGACAACCAACACCCCCCAUGCCACCAGUCUCCAGGACUUGAUUGGUGACUGUAUCGUCUCCCAUCACACCCGGCACGACGGCGACCUCUCCUCGACGCAAGAAUCGGAGACUGAGAAGAUGGCCGUCUGUCUUGAUAUGCUCAAGGACGACACCUUCAGCGCCGGCCAGAAUGUUUUUCUCAUUACGGAGCAUCUCGCCGACUCCAAGACUGCGGAUAAGCUCGAGACUGCCAGGAAGUUCCGCGAGCAGGCUAUCAAGGGUGGACGCAACUUUGCCAGCGUGAAUCUUUAUCUUCAGGACGGAACAAAGAAGAAGGAGAAGGCCAAAUGGGGCCCGAAUCAUCUGGAGCUGGGUAUCACAAAUAUGACCGUCAAGGAAGUCGCGCAAGAGAUCUACCAAUGGCUAUGUAUGGACCUCCCCGCCGCUCCCCUUGUAAUCGAUUUGUUUUUGGCAUACUGCGCCUCGAACUUACAUAUAUCCGCGUCGCUUUCAGUCACGGUCUUGUCCCCAGCCGAGCACGUCCACCUCAUCCCACGCGCCAGAUUGCUCGCCGUCGAUAAGCGUAAUUUCGCCGACUACGCAUACUGCCCAAUCGCCGACACCAAGAGCCGCCCGAUGGAUGCCAAGAUCCAGUUCGUUGUUGUCAUCAUUACGAAGCCCGUCGUGGUUCCGAACACCCAACGCCUCCAAUGGACCGUGGCCGACAAGUCUGGCAUGGGAAAUUUCUACUUCCAAUACCGCGGUGACACCUCGCAGUACACCUGGGAUUGGGUUCUGGCCCUCAAACCAGGAGACGUCAAGGCCCUCCCGCGCAUGCCGAUGGUUCAAGUCAAGGAAUCGCGUCACCUGCGGUUCGCUAAAUUCCCGCUGCGUACCGCAGGUUCCGCCAUGACGGGGAUUGGUCUGGCGCUCAAGACCGUGGGUCACGGCGUCGCCAAGCUCGGCGACAUCACGUCCAUGGGUAAGUCGUCGGAAUGGGUCCCUUCGGGUGACGUCGUCGUCGACGAGAAGGAUGGCAAGGUCAAGAAGAUCGAUUGGGCGGCCAAAUUUGCGCAGGAGAGCAAGGACCGCAAGGCAAAGUUUGAGGAGACGCAACGUGGACGCUGUGCCAAGUUGAAGGCCGCCGUGAAAAAGCAUGGUCUGCCGAAAGAAAAGGAUGGGGAGAGUAUGGGAGACUCGAACACGUUGAGAGGCAGCGAGUAUGAGAACGAAAAGGCCAUUGUGUCAGAGAAGGAGUUCUGCUGA